CGGCCGCGCGCUCCGCCUGCGCUCCACCGAGAGGCCCCGCGCCGCGGCUGGCCGAUCCAGGAGGCGGCGAUCCGGGCUGGGCCGGGACUUCCUUCCUCCCGGGCGGGACAACAGAACCACCAGCAGCCCGCUCGGAGCUCCCGGCAGCUUGCUGAGCUACAGCGCAGCGAUGGGCUCCCUGCUGAGCAGCGACAGCUCCAAGUCCGCUCCAACCUCCUCCGCCCGGCGGACUCUGGAGCGUAGCGGGGACCCGGAGCUGCCCAUCACCUCCUUCGACUGCUCCGUGUGCCUGGAGGUGCUACACCAGCCGGUCCGGACCCGCUGUGGCCACGUGUUCUGCCGCUCUUGCAUUGCAACCAGUAUAAAGAACAAUAAUAAGUGGACAUGCCCAUACUGCCGCGCGUACCUUCCUUCAGAGGGAGUGCCCGCAACUGACAUAGCCAAGAGGAUGAAGUCAGAAUACCAGAACUGUACUGAGUGUGGAACUCUGGUCUGCCUCAGUGACAUGAGGGCGCACAUUAGGACGUGUGAGAAGUACAUCGAUAAAUAUGGCCCACUGCAAGAGCUUGGAGAGACCACUGCAAGAUGCGUGUGUCCAUUUUGUCAGAGAGAACUGGAUGAAGACUGCUUGCUGGAUCAUUGUAUUAUCCACCACAGAUCAGAAAGGAGGCCUGUGUUCUGCCCACUUUGCCAUUCACAACCCAAUGAAAGCCCAAGUACCUUCAGUGGCAGUUUAAUUAGACAUUUGCAAGUCAGCCACACUUUGUUUUACGACGAUUUCAUAGAUUUUGAUAUAAUUGAGGAAGCCAUUAUUCGCAGAGUGUUAGACCGCUCGCUUCUUGAAUAUGUGAAUCAGUCAAACACCACAUAAUUUUAUGAAUAGGAUGGGGACCAAUCACUCCUACCACUAAAGAUGCUGCUUGAAGGACUGGAGAGAAAUUGCCAAUGCUUGAUGGAGAAGCAUGUACUACAGUGUUAUUCGCUUGUCUCUGUUACGUUGCAUUCAAAAACUGUUUUCAUUCUGGUUUGGAUCUGCCUUUACGUUCUUGAGUUUAUUAGACAUUUAACCACAAGGAACGGCCUCCGUCAGCCACUAGCAGACGGAAGAGACACAGCACAGGCUGGCUAUGUGAUGGAGG
This is a messenger RNA of Rattus norvegicus (Norway rat), 1139 nucleotides long. RefSeq names its product ring finger protein 125 (gene Rnf125). Gene Ontology annotation, biological process: negative regulation of type I interferon production; ubiquitin-dependent protein catabolic process; protein polyubiquitination. NCBI's taxonomy places the organism in Eukaryota, Metazoa, Chordata, Mammalia, Rodentia, Muridae. The record is from RefSeq and is marked provisional. Gene Ontology annotation, cellular component: Golgi membrane; VCP-NPL4-UFD1 AAA ATPase complex; cytoplasm. The coding region runs from base 170 to 871 and encodes 233 amino acids. Gene Ontology annotation, molecular function: ubiquitin conjugating enzyme binding; p53 binding; ubiquitin-protein transferase activity. The transcript is spliced from 6 exons.